This is a messenger RNA of Caenorhabditis auriculariae, 1947 nucleotides long. The record is from the annotation of a GenBank genome assembly. NCBI's taxonomy places the organism in Eukaryota, Metazoa, Nematoda, Chromadorea, Rhabditida, Rhabditidae.
AUGUCAGCCAAUCUCCCGGCAUGUGUCAUCGACAACGGAACCGGUUAUACGAAACUUGGGUAUGCAGGAAACAGUGAACCACAGUUCAUUAUCCCAUCAGGUAUUUUUUUUUUCUUUUUCAUGGUCGUAGUUAUAUUUGUGCAGCUAUCGCGGUGAAAGACAAAGUAGCCAGUUCUAAUGCUGCUGCGCUUCGAUGGAAUACCGGUGGCGGUGCGCGGAUCGACGAUUUGGAUUUUUUCAUUGGUGAUGAUGCUUUAAGCCCAUCGGCAGCGAACUAUUCCGUGAAGGUUUCAUUAGAAAUAGUUGAUUGUCCCAAAAUAGUUUUUUAGUAUCCAAUCAGACAUGGUAUAGUGGAGGACUGGGAUUUAAUGGAACGCUAUUGGGAGCAAUGUAUUUUCAAGUACUUGCGUGCGGAGCCUGAAGAUCACUAUUUUUUACUGGUAAGAAAAUUUCACGUAUCGUUUAAGCUUUUUCAAUCUGUAGACUGAACCUCCUUUGAACACGCCAGAAAACCGCGAAUAUACAGCCGAAAUCAUGUUCGAAUCUUUCAACGUUCCCGGUCUCUACAUCGCCGUCCAAGCGGUCCUUGCCCUGACUGCAAGUUGGCAAACGCGAGCCGCCAAUGAGCGAACCUUGACUGGCCUUGUACGUUUUGAAACUUUCAACCCAAUCUUUGAGAAUUGGUUUUUAAAAAAAUGAAACUAUUUUUUUCCAUAUUUGUAAGCACUUUUUGAUGUGUCUUCGUUGAUUUUCUAUCAAUUUUGAAGGUGAUUGAUUCUGGAGACGGCGUCACGCAUUGCAUUCCUGUGGCCGACGGAUACGUCAUAGGAUCUUGCAUCAAACAUAUUCCGAUUGCUGGUCGUGACAUCACCUAUUUCAUUCAAAGCAUUCUCCGCGAAAGAGAGUCCAACAUUCCUGCGGAGCAGUCCCACGAGGUGGCCAAAGCAAUAAAGGUUCUGAUAUAUCUUUGCUCAAAUUAAUUGAAUUUAUCUUCUAUUUUUUGUCAUUUUAUCGUUUUUUUUUUCUUAGGAACGAUACUGUUAUGUUUGUCCGGAUGUGAUGAAAGAAUUUGUCAAAUACGAUACCGAUCCUGCUAAAUGGUUGCGGACAUAUAACGGCAUCAACAAUUUAACUAAAGCGCCGUUUACAGUCGAUGUUGGAUAUGAACGGUUUUUAGGACCAGAAAUUUUCUUUCAUCCCGAGGUCUGUUUUCAUAUUCAUAUUCAGCAAAUUUCAACGCCAGAAUUUAGUUUGCUAAUCCCGAAUUCACCACACCGAUUUCUGAGAUAGUCGACAAUCUCAUCCAACAGUGUCCAAUCGAUGUGAGGCGAGGUCUUUAUGAAAAUAUUGUACUCUCAGGAGGGUCCACCAUGUUCAAGGUUUUUCAAGCGUUAUUUCCUACUUUAACUGAAUAUUCUCAGGACUUUGCUCGGAAAAUGCAAAGAGAUGUGAAACGUUUGAGCGAUGCACGUCUCGCCCUCAGCGAAACGCUUAGCGGCGGACGCUUGAAGGUGGAAUAACAACUAUUAAUAUGUAUCUUUAAAAAUGUCUCUUUUAGCCAAAACCAAUUGACGUACAAGUUAUUUCCCACAAAAUGCAGCGGUACGCUGUCUGGUUUGGAGGAUCAAUGUUAGCAUCAACGGCGAGUUUUUUUUUUCCUUUGAAGUUUACAAAGUAAUAUAGUCUGUAAUAACAGCUUGCUGUAUGUAUUGAAAAAGAGAAAUUAAAAUCAUUGUUUAAACAUUUAGAUAAUAGUAUUUUCAUAGAAAUAUCAAGUUCUCUGACAGCCAAAAAGCUCGAAAAACAUAGUUUGGGAUUUCCUCUUUGAUCAGUCUUAUCUCUGAGUUUCAGCCCGAUUUCUAUCAAGUGUCGCACACAAAGGCGCAGUACAUGGAGCACGGACCCUCCAUCUGUAGAUACAACCGAAUUUUUGGUGCUCUUACCUAA